Molecule: messenger RNA, 1606 nt
Organism: Racocetra persica
Lineage: Eukaryota; Fungi; Glomeromycota; Glomeromycetes; Diversisporales; Gigasporaceae
Source: the annotation of a GenBank genome assembly
GGACUUACGGACUUACGUGUGAAAAUGAGUCAUCCUAGUUUUUUUUGCAUCGGUGAUGCGGAGAUGUUAGAUCAAAAAGUAUAUUACUCUUCCACUAGAAAUUCGAAAUUAAAUACUGAAAUAUGGACAACAAACAACUCUAUAUUCAAAUCUAGCAUAAAAGCCAUACCGUUACCACCUCAAGAGGUUAACAAUAUUUGUUCUCUCGCUCCCGGUAAAACAACCUUAAUUCCAAUUUGGAUUAGAGGAGAUCGUAUAGGAAAACAUUCGUUUAGGUUUUUGUUUACUUAUGAAUCUGAGAAUAACAAUUCAGCUAUGAGAUAUAGAAGUCUCCGUUAUCUUAAAGCAACGCAAGUAUAUCCUUCUCUCAAAAUAAAUGCAUUCACUCGACCAAGUAUCCGAGGAUUAAAUGAAUUCAUUUUGGGGAUUGAGAUUGAAAAUUUACAAACUACUAGUGAAUAUCAAUUUCAAUUAGCCCAGCUGUCUUCGAUUAGUCCAUCAUGGACAAUAUCACUUGUGAAUGAAAGCCUCGAGGACGCUAGCCAGAAAUUUUUAAUAGCCCCACGCCAGACGGUGUUCACUUAUUAUCGAAUUAAAAAAGAUGAAAAGCACUCUAAACCGGUAACUCAUGACAAUGUUGAUUCACAAAGCUCAAUGAUCACACCAGAGGUGUUCUCAUCUAAGGCUUUAGAACUAUUAUUAAGCGGACAAAAAGAUCUGAAGUCGGAACCAUCACCUAUUGAUCUUAUUGUAACGAAUGUUCCUUUUACAGAUAGUACUAUAACAAAUUCCACGAACCCGCUUGAAGGAUUUUCAUUGAAUUCACGCGUUCAAUGGCGAACCAAUACUUUAAUUAAUAAUUUCCCUGUUAUUCCAGCAUCCAAACACCGUACACUUUUCCCAUUAUACAAUACAAAUGAUGUAGACCUUUCACUUUAUUGGAGCAUACCAACUUUGUCACGUCAAGGACAUCAUUAUAUUAUUGGGAUUAAUCUUGGAGUUCAACAAAAUCCGUUUCGAUCACAGAAUAUAGCAGCAAUUCAGGGUAGAGCAUUGUUUGAACAGACAGUUCGGGAGCGAAAUACAUUAGUUAAUAGCUUACUGAAAAACAAAAAUUUCAAAGAUGAAAAUCCAUUAAAACUCAUUAUACAAUGUGCAGACGUGUAUGAACAUGAUUUUCGGAAUCGAAGCUUUUGUAUUGUUCCUAUCAAAAUAUCAGUCAAAAAUUGUUCAUGGAAUAGGAAAAUCGGGUAUACAUUGGAGAUGUUAUCGUCUGAUCGGAAUGAAACCAGUAGGAGUACACUACACAAGUCUGUAUACCCAACAGUGUUUCAAUGGACCGGACCUACUUCUAAAUGUUCCAUAUUAUCAGUGAACGAAGAACAGACAUAUAUUUUCAAAGCAUGCUUUGUUAGGCCUGGCGUUUAUGACGUAAAUAGAUGGCGGUUGACGAUAAAUUUUGAUCAGACUAUAACUGAUGAUGAAAGUUCACGAGAGCACUAUGCAACGAACGUUUGUGAAGGCAAUGUUGGGAUGAAAGGUUAUGUACAAAUGCCUAAUACUUUACGUCUUUUGACAUUGGUGGAUAGUUCAAUUGACAAAAAGA